AUGUCCGAACACCCUUACAGAUAUGGCCACUAUCCAGGCCAGCAAGUCCCUCCCAAUCCCUAUUUCUAUAAUCAACCCCUACCGCCGCCACCGAACACUCAGCUUCCCUACCACGGCCCCUUGCAUCCGCCUAAUAUCACCACCGAGAACUACGCGGUCGUCAACACUUACCAACACAAUGCCAAUGGCAUACCCGGUUUGGGACUAGGCAAUUCUUUCCAAAUUGUGCCGUACCCCCAACCCGAGACUACCGCGACGCGGAGUUCGCAGCUUCAAACCGUGGUCCCUUCCCGGGAAGAAAAUUCUACCCUAGAAGAAGGAGAGUUAAGCGAGGGCGAAUUCGAAGACCUUUACGAGCCCAAGGUUUCCAAUAAUGCUCCCAGUAUCCCCAACCCACCGCCUCCUCGAGCGCCGAGCAUUAUAGGGAAUCGACAGGGCAGCGUUGGGGACGCCGAUGGAUCCUCCAUAUACGAUAGCGAGACGCCUCGAGGAGAAGUCAUUACCAAUAGCACGUCCACAUCACUUCCCGCCCCCGAACGAGAAUAUUCUCCCGGUGCAGAAUGGGAGCGUGCCGACCAAGAACGUGAGAGGUCCGGCUCCUAUUCGCCAUAUCUUUCACCUAGGGAGAUUCAGCGUAAGGCGCCGGUAACUAAGGCGACUGCCCACGGAUCUAAACAGCCUCAUGGCAUCCAAACCACCACACACUCUAUUCCGGGUGUAGGCACAGAGCCUUCGCCGCAACACUCGGCGGAGGACCCAUUUUCAAAUGACGUGCCUCUCUUAAGUUCGGUUGCUACCGGCCAUGCUACAGUACCUACCGUCGCUCCGAACAAUUUCGAAAACAAUUCACCUUUUAUCUCCAUAUCCGAGGCAAAAAGGAAGGCCCAAGAAGCCAUUCUGGGUCUAUGGCCCUUCAAGGUUCGAUAUCAGGACUAUAUCAAGGAAGGGUUCGAUGAGAAGUUGAUGAAGGGGCUAUUCAUGGAUUUGGGUCUAGACACCUCGAUGCCUAGGCCUGUCGUAGUUCCGAAGACCACGGAUGAACCUCAAGUCCCAACCGCGACUGUCCCCGACGCUGCCAAGGACGUCAAUAAGCCACAGGACGCCACCGAUCAAACCGAAACUACGUCGAAGCCGAAGCAAACCGCUACCGCCAAGCCUACCAUAAAUCCGGGUCCUAGUAGUGAUACAAAGACUACAGAGAAGUCCGCGGCAGAGGAACGAAAGGACAAGAUCGCCCGAAAACUAGCCGCGAAGGCACAGAAGUCAACGGCAUCAGUCCCGGUCCCUACACUUACUCGACCGCACAGGCUUCCUUCGGAUGCCGUGAAUACUGCAGCCUCCGCAGCUGCGUCCCCUGCAAAGAACAAAACCCGGGCAGAGAAUAAUGCGAUUCUACACCAAAAGCUAGCGGCACUGAAGAAAGCACAAGAAAAAGCACAAGAAAAGGCAGAGGCAGAGAAGUUAGUGGCUGACAGUCCCGAUAAGCCUCCUACGCCCCCGGGUGUGUCUACUGCUCUCCCGGCCGUAGUUUCCGCCGUGCAUAAUAAUGCAGGAUUGUCCGCGAGCUCUCCCGUAGUUGCGAUACCUGCAUCAGGGCCCGAUCAGCAUCCCGUGCCUACGGAAAGGAGCGUCCCUAAAGAAGGGGGCAUCCCGGGUUUAUUCCUAUCCACUCCGCCGGCACAAGCCCUAAACCGCACCUUGAAACGUCCAGUUGCCUCGGAUUUCGAUAACUACCCAGUUUAUAGCGGGUCACUCAAACGAUCUCGCACUCAGGAGACGUUGAUUAUCGAUGUUAGUGACGAUGAAGACGUUGAAAUGGACAUUGGCUCUCCUAUUGACGAGCCUAACUCGUCGACCGAGGUGACAAGUCCGCUUCAGCAAACCUCUCUGGGCUCAUUUCCGCCACUUUCCGACCCUACGAACGGCAAGCAACGCUCGAGUCCCGCGUCAAGCGCAGUGCCGACGCCACCUUUACACGGGCCUAAGCUGGACUUACUGCAUAAGCGAAUCGAAGAGAUGAAGCGGAUGAUCGCCGAGGCCGAGGUUAAGAAGGCCUCCAAGAUGACGAGGAUUUCGCAAUCACCACAGGCCCAGACUGAAGUUUCAGAAUCUAUUCUGCUGCUGAAAGAGUCAGAAGCGUCAGAGGUGUCGAGCGUGCGAGAAGAGAUAAGGAAGGUUAGUUUCAAGAGGCGUGAUAGGAUCGCGAGCCACGAAUUACCAGUUGUUGAGGCUACUCUUAAGGAGCAGCAGGAAAAGCUGAGACAGGUGGUUUCGGAAGCUGCCCAACUCGAACUCGAGAUCCAGGCGAGUAUAGAGAGACGACAUAAGCUGACUGCAGAAAUGGAGCAGCUGGAGGGUUCUCUCGAGGCAGUGCCUGUUGAAACAAACACAGAAUCUGAAUCUAUUUCCUACGCUGCUAGAAGUGUUGCUUCGGAGCCGGAUCAGGUAGCAGAAUCACAGCCUCCGGACGAGCAGCAAAUGAGCCCCGGGCGAACUCUCGACGUACAGAUGACGGAUGGAGAGUACGCGAUCGAGCAAGACACCGAAGUGGUCUCGGACGGUAUCCAACCUAUUUUGGACUCAUCGCUUCCUGGCACUGGCGUCCCAGAAAAGGUUCUGGCCCCGGCUACUGUUUCUGAGCUACAGAAACCCAACCUCAGCAACGAAGAACAAGCCAAUGCUGCCCAUGACAAGACAGCACCUGGGGCUCCUUCCACGGACGGGCUUAACAAGGAUGACGGAGACGGCUUUGGCCCGAUGGCGGCGGCCGCAGAUACUCACACUAAACCAGAAGGCCGAGCCGGAGUAGAUACGUCGGAACUGCUACCUGCAAAGAUCCUGUCUCCAAUACCCGACAGUCCGCGGGAGCCACACCCAACGCCAACUUCUCUUACCCACAUUGUUCCCCUUCCCGGGCCCGAAGACGAUACUUCGAGGCUCCCGCCACCCCACGCAGAGAGCAAUCUACGCAUUGAGGAACAGGUCAAUGAUGAGGAUGAACUUGAAGAGGAGCCUACGGUAGAGAAUUUGUUGUCUUAUCAUAGCCCUCUCGGGUAUUUCCGCGCAUUUAGAUUCCACCCCAGGUUCUUCGAUGAGGUGUCGGGCGGCCUCAAGUCGAUGACUUACAGCUCCAGGAUUGACCCGAUGCGACCACUUUGCCCCCGCGUGUUAUCUGGGGAGCAGUGCCCGGACGGCAACGCUUGCGAAUUCCAGCACUUUGACACGAUGGUGGUUCCGGAUCCCGAUAUCAUCACCGAGCUCGGUUCCUCCGACAUUUUCACCGGGGAGACGCGGACUCGGUUCGUCGAGAGCCUCAAAAGGGUACUCGGCGAACUGAAGGCCAACAGAGUCCGAGACUUCGAUCGCAUCACGAAAGCCAUUGUGAAGCACAGGCGAGAAUUUCUUGAAGACAAAACCAAAGUGUUGCCACUCGACAGUGGUACGAGCUAG
Molecule: messenger RNA, 3450 nt
Organism: Durotheca rogersii
Lineage: Eukaryota; Fungi; Ascomycota; Sordariomycetes; Xylariales; Xylariaceae
Exons: 5
Coding region: 1-3450 (1149 amino acids)
Molecular function (GO): metal ion binding
Source: RefSeq, a predicted model, not a curated record